Pongo pygmaeus (Bornean orangutan) is the source of this 2210-nucleotide messenger RNA. RefSeq names its product dopamine receptor interacting protein 1 (gene DORIP1). Bases 365 to 1297 code for a protein of 310 amino acids. NCBI's taxonomy places the organism in Eukaryota, Metazoa, Chordata, Mammalia, Primates, Hominidae. The transcript has 5 exons. The record is from RefSeq and is a predicted model, not a curated record.
AGGCUGGGGCGUCUUCGCGCCUGCGCGGCUGCGCUGUCAGGCGGCUGAAAACGGGGGGCUUGGGGGGAGGGGGGCGGAGGUCGUGCCGAAUCUUCCUCCGUAAUAAGAAGCGACGUGUACCGCUGUCCUGGCUCCGUGGGUCCAGUGAGAUUCCGCCUGGGCGCUGGAGCUGCUGUGGCUCCCGCCGCGGCGGGUGCCAUGGAGGCCGUGCCAGAGCCCAGAACUCAAGCCGGGGGAGGCCGAGACAGCCGGCGGUACUCAUAGAUGAGGCGGCGGCGGCGGCGGCGGCAGCCCGGGCUCUCCAUGAGCAGGCGGCGGCGGCGACGGGUGCGGCGGCACCGGCGGUUUUCGGUCCCCGGGGAGGAUGAAGACACUGUUUGAAGAGAUCAAAGCAUCAAUUAAAAAUAACUAUAACCAAGAUCGAUCAUUUUGGAGGCCUGUUCUUCCUUGGGGGGGUGUUUUUACUAUCAAAGCUGGCCGCAAAGCAGUAUCCUGUACACCACUCUAUGUUGAAAUAAGACUGAAAAAUACCUGCACCAUAGAUGGAUUCUUGAUGUUAUUAUAUGUCAUUCUUAAUGAAAAUGAAAAUUUCCCUAGGGAACUCUCUCUUCAUUUUGGCAGAGAGUUUGUAGACUGUUUUCUUUAUUUAAUGGACACCUACAGUUUUACAACUGUGAAGCUACUUUGGAUUUGGGACAAGAUGGAAAAACAGCAAUACAAAUCUGAAGUCCAUAAAGCUUCAUUAAUAAUUGAUUUGUUUGGGAAUGAGCAUGAUAAUUUUACAAAAAAUCUUGAAAAUCUCAUGUCUACCAUUCAAGAGAGUUACUGUUCCAACUGGCGAUGCCCAACUCGAGUGCAGGAGGAUCAACAGCGCACAAUUAAUAUAAAUCCUCCCCAAGAAAUUCCACAUGGAAACUUGAUAAGACUGGCUGUGAAUGAGUUAUUCUGUUCCAAGAUUGAACUGUGUGAAGAGCAUGGGUGUGGUGGCUUAAGAGAAUUUUCCCAACGAGUUUUCUGCCAUGGGGCACCCCCUUUUGUUGUCUUAAAUAUGCAACAUUGGAAAUCUGAAGAUCUGGCAUAUGUACCCUAUUACUUGGAUUUGUCUGAUCACAAGUAUUUGUUGGAAGGUGCCACAUUAUUUAACAAAGAGGAACAUCAUUAUUCUGCAGCUUUCCAGAUUGGUGGACAUUGGAUGCACUAUGAUGGGCUCAGAAAUGUGAAUUUAAUUUUGUUAAAUAAACCCCCAGAGUUUCUCCUCUUGUCAUCAUUGGUUUAUAUUCGAGCAACAGAGAAAUAAAUAUAGACUGAUGCUAAAAGUUGUUUUCCCUCCUACCCAUGCUCCCCCAGAUGAAGGGCUUUUAUUUUGUGUAUACUUGGUAUCCAAGAAAAUAGUUCAACUAUACUAGUUUCAGAAGUGUAUUUUCAGUGUUUAACCCCAGGUAAAUGUUUUAUAUAGAGGAUCUAUGCAAAAAUGUUUGUAAUUUUUUUUAUAUUUCCUGAGUUAUUUUUAUAUGAGCAUAUUUUAUGUUGGAAUAAAACAUAUCUUGUGGCCUUUGUAUUUUUUAUUUAUAUGUACCUCAAAGAUUUUUACAAUUCUGUCUUUGAAUUCAAGAAAUACUUUGUCAUCUGAAUUCUAAGUUUUUCUUUUUGGAUAUUCGAGUAAAACCUAGGUAAAAGUAUUUUAGUUUAUAUAAUUUAAAAAUUCAAAAUAUAUCUGUUAUUUCUUUGCCCUACCUCACUAUAAUCCAAAGUGCACUAUUUGAUCUAGUAUGGAUUUGAAUGUACAAUUUAUCGAUGGCUUAGUUUAUUAGUUCGAUUUGCCCAGUAUCCCUGCAGCAAUUUUUAAAAAUGUCUGAGAAAUUUUUCAGAGCUUAAACUAUUUCUUUAUAAUGGCAAAUUACUUUUAACUACUUCCUAAAGUAUUAUAAACCUGCCAGUGGAUUUUAAGUGAUAGCUGAGCUUCCAAGCUUAAUUCAGGUUAUUACAAAUAAAUUAUAUAACUAUCUUAAAUGUUUACCUUAUAAUUAAAUGUAAUUUGAAAUGCUCUAAUGUAUUUUGCAGAUAAAACAACUAUAAACAAUAUUAGGCAACUGGAUAUUUACUAGUGUCGGACUAGCAAUAGAAAUGCACUUUAAAUAUAUAUUUAAGGGGAAAUGCGUGCCUGGAAAUACUUCUUUUCCUAGUGAAGUUUUAUAUUGACACAGAGAAAA